Molecule: messenger RNA, 729 nt
Organism: Amaranthus tricolor (Joseph's coat)
Lineage: Eukaryota; Viridiplantae; Streptophyta; Magnoliopsida; Caryophyllales; Amaranthaceae
Exons: 2
Coding region: 184-573 (129 amino acids)
Source: RefSeq, a predicted model, not a curated record
ACCUGGAGAUUAAGAGUGACAUUUUGUGAAGCCACUAUCUGCUGUCCACGCUUAGCUUUCUGACGACGAAGCUUCCACCAAAAGAAAACCUUACUCCAGCAAAGGCUCGGUGGCAACCAUCUAUAUUUGCCUUUGCCCCGAACAUGUUGAUCCUACGUAAAUAAAUUAAACAAAGUUUUGGAAAUGAAUGAUAAAAUCCUUGAUUUUCAAAUGAUAAUUAUAAAUUCACAAAAAUCUUGUUCGAGGUUUGUCGUUUUUACUGCCUUCAACCGACUCCUUGGCUUCGCCUUCUCCUUAAUGUCAACGUUUAUAUUAUUCUCCGGCGAUUCAAUGGUGGUAUCAUUGAUGGUGAACGCUUCUUCGUCGUCAACUGUGAAAAUGACGCGGUGGUGGUCAGUGAUAGCUUGUGACUCUGUUUUCUCUAGUGAUGGUGAACUUUCGGUGUUUGUGACCUCAUCUAAAACGAUGUCGUUGUUAGUGGUGAAGGUGAUGGAGGGGCUUGUAGUUUCUGUUGGUGUGGACGCCAUUGUUGGAGAGUUGAGAGUGUUUUGGAGGUCUGGAAAUGGUGGUUGAAACUUGAACAGAGCAUUUAUAGGAAGGGUGGUGAUUGAUAAAUGAUGAAGUGAAUUUGGCGCUCUAUGAUGAGGAAGAAUUUCAGAACUGAGAUUCUGAAAUUCAGAAAUAACAGAAAAUUAGAGAGAGAAAAAGAAGAGAGAUGAGGAAAGUAAU